AUGGAAGCUGAAAAAUUGUCAUCAUUGCUGUUAAUCAAAGAGGAAAAGAAUUUGGAGGAGGGCCUUAUUGAAAACACAGGAGAAGGCUCUUCAUUUGCAGACCCCCUCUUAGAAGUCAAGGCAGAACCAGAAUUUUUUGACCAUGGUGAAUUUGAUGUGAACUGUUCAUCCCAAUCUGUUAAGUAUGAGGAGGGCAUCUCUCCAAGCUGUGAUGAUGAAAGAGUAAAGAUCUGUAUUGCAGAAGAAAGUAGGCAUUUUGGCAGGAGAGAUGCAUUUUCAAAAAGAGAGAAAUCCCACAUGAGAACCCAUAGAGAGAAACCACAUACUUGUUCUAUAUGUCAAAAAAGUUUUUCUCAAUCAACUAAUUUCAAAAGACACAUGAGAACUCAUACAGGAGAACAACCAUAUAAUUGUUCUAUAUGUAAAAGAAGUUUUUCUCAAUCAAGUGAUCUCAAAAGACACAUAAGAACUCACACAAGAGAAAAACCAUAUACUUGCUCUAUAUGUCAAAAAAGUUUUUCUCUCUCAACUAAUCUCAAAGACAUGAGAAUCACAAGAGAAAAACAUAUAAUUGUUCUAUAUGUCAAGUCUCAAUAA
Molecule: messenger RNA, 597 nt
Organism: Macrobrachium nipponense
Lineage: Eukaryota; Metazoa; Arthropoda; Malacostraca; Decapoda; Palaemonidae
Product: zinc finger protein 79-like
Exons: 1
Coding region: 1-597 (198 amino acids)
Biological process (GO): regulation of transcription by RNA polymerase II
Cellular component (GO): nucleoplasm
Molecular function (GO): RNA polymerase II cis-regulatory region sequence-specific DNA binding; DNA-binding transcription repressor activity, RNA polymerase II-specific
Source: RefSeq, a predicted model, not a curated record